CUUCAAGGGGAAAAAUGAAAAUAUCAGUAGUUGCCUCCGGUUUCCACAACCACCUCAGAUCUUUCUUCACUCUCAAGUUUCUUCUCUCAACCCUAGGCGGUGGUGAAGUGGUAGUUGAAACGUAAUCGGCAGCGUCGGCGUCGGAUUUCUACAGUUAGUGAGGUGAGAAUUCGCGGUGAUGAAGAUUCAGUGCAACGUGUGCGAGGCGGCGGAGGCCAACGUGCUGUGCUGCGCCGACGAAGCGGCGCUCUGCUGGGCCUGCGACGAGAAGGUUCACGCGGCGAACAAGCUCGCGAGCAAGCACCAGAGGGUUCCUCUCUCCACCUCGUCUUCUCAGAUGCCCAAGUGCGACAUCUGCCAGGAGACAGUUGGCUAUUUCUUCUGCCUAGAAGACAGAGCUUUACUCUGCAGGAAAUGUGAUGUUUCCAUACACACGGCGAAUACAUAUGUUUCAGCUCACCAGAGGUUUCUGCUGACUGGAGUGAAAGUAGGGCUUGAACCUACACAACCCGGUUCAUCCUCUUCCAUGGGGAAAUCAAAUCUUGUUGGGAAGCACUCAGAAACUGAAUCUCCUUCUGCGUCCAGGAGAGGUGCCCCUAUGCCAUUGACCUGUGAUUACAACAAAACGUUAUCCAUCCAAGCUGGUGGAGCUGGGGAUUUUGUGCCAACUAAGGUUUCAUUUGCUGGGGGUUCUGGAUCAACUGAAAGCAUUCCACAGUGGCAUAUAGAUGAACUUUUUGGACUAAAUGAAUUCAAUCAGACCUAUGACUGCAUGGAUAAUGGAACAUCCAAGGCUGAUAUUGGUAAGCUCGGUGACUCUGAUUGCUCACCAACUUUAAGAGCUGCUGAUGAAGAGCUGAACUUCGAUGAUUGCUUAGGUCAGGUGCCAGAGACAACUUGGAUGGUGCCUCAGAUCUCGUCACCACCUACAGCCUCAGGACUAUACUGGCCUAAAAGUUCUCAAAUUUCAUCCGAUACUUCUGUUUUUGUGCCUGACAUAUGCUAUUCACCUGUGCAAAUGCAAAAUGAAUCUGCCACCAAAUGUCGGAGGCAAUUCUGAUCUCAUCUUCUCUUCUCGCAGCAGGGAUGGUGUGCGCCAUGUUUUUAUGUUCGUCCUCUUUCCAGAGUACAAGGAGGUUGAUUUCUUGGUUUGUGGUUGUCCUCUGUGAUUAUAUCCCCCUCAUUCACGCCAGUCCUACAUAAAAAAUGAGGGGGGUUAGAAUAUAAGGGGACAAUAGCUUAAAGAUUUAACCAAACGAUCACCUUGUAGUCUGAAAAGGAGAAAGUAGAUGUAUUUUUUUGGGAAUCUUGAAAGUUGUGUUCGCUUGGUAGCUUCUUAUUUUUGAGUCUCCUUCCUGUAGGAGCAGGGCUUUGAUUUACUUAGAUAUAAUGCUAUGGAUUCGAUCAUUUUGGAUCUUAUUAGCUGUCUUUGUGUAUAUCAUGUAUCCGAGGCCCCGGGGCAUACGCUUAGCAUACUAGGGACUGGUUUCUAUCCAUGGUCGUAAGUGGAUGGAUGAUGCAUGCUGAGGUUUGAUCAGAGUUACCCAAAUUGGUAGUAAUCAAAUUUCAGUAUUUCCAUUAUGCAAA
Vitis vinifera (wine grape) is the source of this 1587-nucleotide messenger RNA. Its product is annotated as B-box zinc finger protein 22. Gene Ontology annotation, molecular function: zinc ion binding. The transcript is spliced from 3 exons. The record is from RefSeq and is a predicted model, not a curated record. The coding region runs from base 179 to 1060 and encodes 293 amino acids. Gene Ontology annotation, biological process: photomorphogenesis; regulation of DNA-templated transcription. Gene Ontology annotation, cellular component: nucleus. NCBI's taxonomy places the organism in Eukaryota, Viridiplantae, Streptophyta, Magnoliopsida, Vitales, Vitaceae.